Salarias fasciatus (jewelled blenny) is the source of this 2229-nucleotide messenger RNA. RefSeq names its product zinc finger protein OZF-like. Gene Ontology annotation, biological process: regulation of DNA-templated transcription. Gene Ontology annotation, molecular function: RNA polymerase II cis-regulatory region sequence-specific DNA binding; DNA-binding transcription factor activity, RNA polymerase II-specific. The transcript has 3 exons. NCBI's taxonomy places the organism in Eukaryota, Metazoa, Chordata, Actinopteri, Blenniiformes, Blenniidae. The record is from RefSeq and is a predicted model, not a curated record. The coding region runs from base 37 to 1722 and encodes 561 amino acids.
UCUCACAGAAGAUUUAUUUCCUCUCCUGCUGCAACAAUGAGUUCAGUCCAGGCUUUGAGAGAGUUUAUAAACGAGCGACUCGCUGCCGCUGCGGGAGAAAUAUUCACCGUGUUUCAACAAAGUAUCGUGCAGCUCGAGGAGGAGAUUGAUCGACAGCGCGUGCUGCUCCAAAUCAUCCGAAAUCCUCAAGUCAAGAUACACAGAGCAGAACUCCCACAACACCCUGAUUGUAGGGAGGAGCAGCUGUUUAAACAAAAAACAAACUGCUGUGUAGAGCAGGAAGAACCAGAACCUCCACUGAUCAAAGAAGAACAAGAAGAACUAGGAAUUCAACAGUCGAAAGAGAACCAGGUGGAAUCAGAACCUUCACAGAACGGAGAGACACAAGAAGAACCAGGACUUCUACAGUUGAAAGAGGAACAGGAGGAACCAGAAUUUUCACAGAUCAAAGAGGAACAAGAAGAACCAGGACUUCUAGAGUUGAAAGAGGACCAAGAGGAACCAGAAAUUUCACCGAUCAAAGAGGAACAAGAACCAGGACCUCUACUGUCUAAAGAGAACCAGGAGGAACCAGAACUUUCACAGAUUUCAGAGCACGAGGAGCUGGGUACCAGCCAGGAGGGAGAGCAACUUAUACUUAAGUUUGAAACUGAUUCGGUUAGGGUUCCUUCUACUGAGGAGCAAAGUCACCUGAGUGAACCAGAAGAAGAACCAAACACUGAGCAGUUCCUCUCUCAUGACUCUGAAGUCCACCAUGUGAAACAAAAUCAUGAAUCAGAAACAACUAGAAUUGCAGAGCUGGAAAAAAUCAGCAUAAUUAAUAGUGACAGUGUGGAAGACUUACCUGUGUCAGAGAAGCAGACUGAAUGUGAAAAGCUUCCUUUUGAGGAAAAAUGUGAUAAAACAGUCAGUAAAAAACAUAAAUUAACAGAGAACUCAGGAACUGUGGCUGUUAAGAAGAAGAAAUUACAUUGUGAAGUCUGUAGUAAAAAGUACAGCUUUCAGAGUGAAUUGUUGGCUCACAUGAGAAUUCACACAGGUGAGAGGCCGUUCUCUUGUGAAACAUGUGGAAAUAGUUUCAGUCGACGGAGUCAUUUGUUGACCCACGAGCUAACUCACACAGGUGAGAAGCCACAUUCUUGUGAAACAUGUGGCAAACGUUUCAGUCAACAGAGCAGUAUGUUGCGACACAUGAGAACUCACAAAAAUGUAAAGUCGUUCUCUUGUGAAAAAUGUGGAGUAAGUGUCAAACGGCAGAAUCUGUUGUUGCGACACAUGAAAACUCACGAAUGUGAGGAGCAUUUUUGUGAAUCAUGUGGAAAAAGUUUCAGUAAACAGAGCGAAUUGUCACGACAUACAAGAAUUCACACAGGUGAGAAGCCUUAUUCUUGUGAAACGUGUGGGAAACGUUUCAAUCAACAGAGCAAUUUGUUGGUCCACAAGAGAACUCACACAGGUGAGAAGCCUUAUUCUUGUGAAACAUGUGGGAGAAGUUUCAGUCGACAGGAUACUUUGUUGGUCCACAGGAGAACUCACACGGGCGAGAAGCCACAUUCAUGUGAAACGUGUGGCAAAAGUUUCAGUUCACAGAGUAAUCUAUUGGUUCACUUGAGAACUCACACAGGUGAGAAUCCAUAUGUUUGUGAAACAUGUGGGGAACGUUUUCGUUAUCUUAACUCAUUGAAACGCCAUAAAGAAGUUCACAAAGAGACGACGUCCUGAAAGACUGUGUGUUUUCACACCAGCCCUGUUAGGUCGAGACCAGAGACCACUUCAGGGACUGUCUGGGAAAGUCAACUUCAUUUGUACAUGUGUGAAAGCUCUCCUGAAAUCUGAACUUGGUGAACGCUGGUUCCCUUGAAACCAUGAGUUUUAGCUGCCUUGCAAGCGGCAGAGUUGGAAAAUGUCUGGUGGACAAGGGUUUGGUGAAUAAGUGUAGGUACUCUUUGAUAUAUGGUCCGAAGACUAUAUAUCGCAGCUGCCGGUGCCAAACAGCUCGCUGGUUAGUGCGGUGGGGCUGCUGCUUUCAGUCUAGAUGAAUGUGUGAGCCGGGUUUCUGCUUCAUCAGGCUUCACCGCCUCUCUGGUCAGUGUUGGUUUCAAGCAACAGUCAAACCAAAUGAAGGUGUGAAAAUUCAAAAGUGACCAAAGUUCUAGACUAUUCUGGUGUGAAAGCAGCCUAAGAUUCGUAAUGCAACCAGGGGAAGCUUUGUCAGCCCUCAGCGCUGUU